AUGCGGGCCGUGGCCUUUGCGGUCGCCUGCGCCUGGCGUGCCCGGGCAGGCCCUCCGACGGAAGCAUUCAUGGUCACGGCGCCCAUGGCUUCGGGCGGCUCGGAGAUCGACAUGACCAUUUGGCAGACGGCAUUCACAUCGUCCACUUCGAAGACCCACGAUUCCCAUGCGCACGUGAACGUGCAUCUGGUCAAGGUUUCCAACCCUUUCGACCGCGUAGCGGUGGUGCCCCCGCUUCCCGGCGGAUGCGGAACGAUUUCCUACGUGCCGGACACGGCGGCGUUGUACAAUCCCAGCUGCAUCUUGGCCACGGACGCUGGUUACUAUAAUUUGAUCGACACGAUCCAAUGUAUUGGCAACGUUGUAAGUGAUGGCGGGAUCCAUUACACUGAGUCCAUGAAUACCACCAACGCGAAUUUCGGAGUCCUCAAGAACGGUAGCUUCGACAUUGGUUAG
Molecule: messenger RNA, 456 nt
Organism: Prorocentrum cordatum
Lineage: Eukaryota; Dinophyceae; Prorocentrales; Prorocentraceae
Source: the annotation of a GenBank genome assembly